UAACUUAAUGGUCUCAUCGUGGAUUGGAUAGAAUUGAAAUAUGAGUCAGUUUAACGGUGCUGAUGGUGGCUUUCAGUUUGACUUGUUGGAAAGAAAUGAAAGACUAAAGGAAAAGGGUUAUCAAGUUCCUGUCGCAAGAAAGACAGGUACCACCAUAGUUGGGUUAGUCUUUCGAGAUGGAGUUGUUUUGGGAGCUGAUACAAGAGCCACAUCAGAUACUACAGUUUUUGAUAAAAAUUGUGAAAAGAUUCAUUAUAUUGCGCCCAAUAUCUAUUGUUGUGGAGCUGGUACAGCUGCGGAUACCGAAAACACAACAGCGCUUGUUUCUUCACAGUUGGAACUACACCGACUCAAUUCUGGUCGUGAAUCGAGGGUGACUACAGCUCUCACUUUAUUGAAAAGGAUGCUAUUUCGGUACCAAGGAUAUGUAUCAGCAGCUCUUGUUUUGGGUGGUGUUGACUUUUAUGGACCUCAUUUAUACACCGUCUAUCCACAUGGCUCAACUGAUAGGCUACCCUUUGUGACUAUGGGCUCUGGAUCGUUAGCAGCAAUGUCUGUGUUCGAGUCAAAAUAUAUGGACGAUAUGUCACGUGAAGAAGCUGAGAAGUUAGUCUAUGAAGCUAUCUCGGCAGGAAUUUAUAACGACUUAGGCUCAGGAGGUAACGUGGAUCUUUGUGUGAUUACGCGAGGACAGACGGAAUAUUUGCGUGGAUAUGCAAAGGAAAAUGAAAGAAAGUUCAGGAAACCACAAGGCUAUUCAUUUCCUAUAGGAACGACGAGCAUUUUAUCUAGCCGUUUUGAAAGGUCUUUUGUACCAACUCCAUUUGUUUCAGAUCCUGAAAAUAGUUCGACUAUGGCAGUUGAUUGAGAAUAAAGGAAACUCUAUUCUUUCCUUUAUAUGU
This is a messenger RNA of Galdieria sulphuraria, 902 nucleotides long. Its product is annotated as 20S proteasome subunit beta 2. Gene Ontology annotation, cellular component: proteasome core complex. The transcript is spliced from 7 exons. Gene Ontology annotation, molecular function: threonine-type endopeptidase activity. NCBI's taxonomy places the organism in Eukaryota, Rhodophyta, Bangiophyceae, Galdieriales, Galdieriaceae. The record is from RefSeq and is a predicted model, not a curated record. The coding region runs from base 41 to 868 and encodes 275 amino acids.